Molecule: messenger RNA, 1513 nt
Organism: Gamsiella multidivaricata
Lineage: Eukaryota; Fungi; Mortierellomycota; Mortierellomycetes; Mortierellales; Mortierellaceae
Exons: 4
Coding region: 99-1301 (400 amino acids)
Biological process (GO): nucleosome assembly
Cellular component (GO): nucleus; chromatin
Molecular function (GO): chromatin binding; histone binding
Source: RefSeq, a predicted model, not a curated record
CUUUGAGCCUGCUACUUUUUGUCCUUUGUUCGCUGAGUUGCAAAAAGAAAACUUUUUAACAUCGAGCCUCACUCGCCAGCCCUUACCCUCCUUCAGCAAUGGAUCAGUCUUCAGCCAACGUUGAUAUCAAGAAGAAGCAGCAGCAGGAAGCCCCCACGCCCCAGAAUACGCCCAUUUUCUCCGCGCCUAUCAAUCCCUCUGUGCCAGCUAGUGAAGAAGAUAUGGAGACCAUCCAGACCCCAGGAACCCGCGAGAACAUUCUCGCUAGCAACCCUCAGCUCCUCUCCAUGCUGCAGGGUCGUCUCGGCGGCUUGGUCGGCGCCCCCUCAGGCUAUCUCCAGACCUUGGGCCCUGAUGUCCGUCGCCGCGUCAAGGGGUUGAAGUCGCUCCAGCACAAGCACGCCGCCCUCGAGGCUGACUUCCAGAAGGAGAUCUUGGCUCUGGAGAAGAAGUAUCUUGAGCUUUACACUCCUCUCUACCAAAAGCGUUCCGAGUACGUCAACGGUAAGGCCGAGCCCACCGAUGCCGAGGUCGAAGACGGCGUCAGCGAUGGCGAGGAGGAAGAAGAGGAGAAGGAGGAAGAUGACGAUGAGAAGGAUUCCGAGAAGGUCGAAGGUAUCCCCGAGUUCUGGCUUACUGUCCUGAAGUCCCAUCCUCAGUUCACCGAUGUUAUUACAGAGAAGGACGAGGACGCAUUGAAACACUUGGUCGACAUUCGCUUGUCGUACUUUGAGAAGCCUGGAUUCCGCCUGGACUUUGAGUUCUCUCCCAACGAGUACUUCACCAACACCACCUUGUCCAAGACUUACUUUUACCAGGAGGAGCUCGGAUAUGGCGGCGACUUUGUCUACGACCAUGCUGAGGGCACCAAGAUCGAGUGGAAGGAGGGCAAGGAUCUCUCGGUUACUAUUGAGACUAAGAAGCAGCGCCACAAGGGAACCAACAAGACUCGCGUGGUCAAGAAGACAGUCCCAGCCGAGACCUUCUUCUCCUUCUUCACUCCCCCAGUCGCACCCGAGAAUGAGGAUGAGAUUGAUGAUGAAGACGAGGAUAUUGAUGAGAAGCUGGAGGCCGACUAUGGCUUGGGUGAGGAGCUCAAGGACAGCAUUGUUCCUCGUGCCAUCGACUGGUUCACCGGCAAGGCUCUGCAGUACCAGGAUAACGAUGACCAGUACGACGAUGACUUUGAAUACGAAGACGACGAGGAAGAGGAGGGUGACGAUGACGAUGAUGACGAGGAUGAUGACGAUGAUGAUCUCCCCGCCAAGGGCGAGAAGGCCCCAGAGUGCAAGCAGCAAUAAAUGGGUUACCUCGGCCAGUCCUUUUUUUAACACACUAUUGCACCUGCAGAUCGUCUUUACCUGAUCUCGUUCUCCUCUAAUACACAUCCUCUCUUACAAUCCAUGAUUGUUUCCUUGUGUCGCGUCCACCAUGUGUUCCUUUUUGCCAGUGCAUAUUCCAAUAAAAUUUAUUAACAUUAUGUGUCGCAGGAGCGGCUAGCAAAAGAAUGGAG